AUGGCGCCCAGUAAAGGAGUCUUACUGGCACACACAGACUUUCCGUUAUACACGGUCCGUUCUCUGGAUGAGAGACAUUUUCUUGUUGCCGGCGGAGGCGGGCAAGCUAAGACAGGAAUUGCAAAUGCUAUCGAGAUCUAUGAGCUGACAGUGACCAAGGAUGGUGUAGCAGGCUCCAGCAUUGCCCGCCAUGACACAGAUAAGCACGCUGUAAUGAAUAGUUCGUCAUUUUAUGAUGGCCGCAAUCAUCAUCUGGCGACUGGACAAGAUGAAUUUUGUCGCACCUAUGCGAUUAAAUAUAAAGUAGUUACUCCAAACAAGGCAGAUACAGGUACCGCUGAUGGUGCCAAGAAACGGAAACCAGAGAAAUCUAGUGCCACAGAAAGUUCGCUGGUGGCCGAUGGUGGGGACAAGAAGCAGUUAACAUUCCAGAUAGAAGAGACGGGUUGCGUAGCUACAGAUUUUUCCUCUGAUGGAGGUUUCCAGAAAUGUGUGAGGUUUUCUCCAGACUUCAGACAUCUGGCCACAGCUGGAGCAGAUGGAUUUUUGAGAGUGUGGAAGUACCCAGAGCUAGUAAAAAUUUGGGAGGUUGAAGCACACACAAAUGAAAUAGAUGAUCUGGAUUUCUCUCCGUCCGGCACACAGAUAAUGACUGUGUCUCGUGACAAGAGCGGGUGUGUCUGGCACUCACUGGAUGGGAAGAAGAUCUCAGACUUGGCUUGGACACACAAAACCACAGUUCCUUACAGAUUCCGAGCUUGCAGAUAUGGUCUGAUAGAAGGCAAGAAAGACAAGUUUAAUUUUUAUACAGUCAAUAUUCCUGUCACCCGAUCGGCAAAAUCUCCCUGUUACAUCUCUUCCUGGGACAGCGGCAAAUACACUUUGAGGAAAGCCGUCAGUGCUGGGGCAGACAUGGUUUCAGCUUUUGCUGUCAGUACUGACGGCAUAUAUCUGGGUGUAGGCUACAUCUCAGGAAGUGUAUCUGUUUAUAUCUCAUUUAGCUUACAGCGGUUGUACCAUGUCAACGAAGCACACAGUAUAUUUGUGACAGGCGUGGAGUUUUUGCCGUCUUCGGAAGUAGCUAAAGCCAUAACAGGAAAGCAGGAUUUCAACUUGUUGAGUAUAUCUGCUGACAACACUGUCCGACUACAUCAGUGUCCCGAAAGAACCUCAUUUAACCCAGUUGUGAUCAUCCUGGCAGUUGCGUUAAUGAUUUUCCUGUUGUUUUACCUGAUGGCUGAACUUGGAAUUUAA
Messenger RNA from Candidula unifasciata, 1254 nucleotides. NCBI's taxonomy places the organism in Eukaryota, Metazoa, Mollusca, Gastropoda, Stylommatophora, Geomitridae. The record is from the annotation of a GenBank genome assembly.